Molecule: messenger RNA, 854 nt
Organism: Drosophila willistoni
Lineage: Eukaryota; Metazoa; Arthropoda; Insecta; Diptera; Drosophilidae
Gene: Rbp1-like
Product: RNA-binding protein 1
Exons: 2
Coding region: 141-641 (166 amino acids)
Biological process (GO): mRNA splicing, via spliceosome
Cellular component (GO): nuclear speck
Molecular function (GO): RNA binding
Source: RefSeq, a predicted model, not a curated record
AUCACUACCAUUUGUGAAAACUGUGAAAACUCAUCGAGUGGCUUGUUGUUGGACGUUUAGCGCAAAUUAAGGCGUAUAUACAUACACAACAACUGUUUGGAAGCUAAAGCAAACAAAAAAGAAAAAAAAAAAACUGAACAAUGCCCCGAUAUCGCGAAUGGGACUUGGCUUGCAAAGUCUACGUGGGCAAUUUAGGCUCAUCGGCCUCAAAAUAUGAGAUUGAGAACGCAUUCAGCAAAUACGGACCCUUGCGCAAUGUCUGGGUGGCCCGCAAUCCUCCAGGCUUUGCUUUCGUCGAAUUUGAAGAUCGUCGCGAUGCAGAGGACGCAACCAGAGGUCUGGAUGGUACACGCUGCUGUGGCACCCGCAUCCGUGUUGAAAUGUCCUCGGGUCGAUCACGAGAAGGGCGCGGCAGUGGUGGUGGCGGCGGCGGUGGCGGAGGUGGAGGCGGUGGUGGCGGCGGCGGUGGACCAAGACGUGGUGCACGCAGUGGCAGCGGUGGCGGAGGAGGCGGUGGUGGGGCUCGUACUGGUGAUGGAGGCGGACGCUAUAGAUCGCGCUCCCCGAGACGUUCACGGUCAAGAAGUCGCAGCUUUUCACGGGAUCGUCGCAGCCGUUCGGACUCACGAGAUCGUCAUUAAGGAGACAGGAAAACGGGCUAUAUAUCUAACUAUCUUCCUCUACCUCUCUCUAUGUCUCUCACUCUCCCCCAACCUUUCUCUCUCUCUCUAUCUCUAUCUGUGUGUCUAUUUUACUCAAUCACAAAGAAUCAUCCCCACCCCCCGAGCCAAUCCAACAACCAACAACCUAGAGUUAAUGCAAACGGAACUUUUAAUAUAUAUUUUUUAGUUGAA